Messenger RNA from Magnusiomyces paraingens, 6039 nucleotides. RefSeq lists its product as uncharacterized. The transcript has a single exon. Bases 1 to 6039 code for a protein of 2012 amino acids. Lineage: Eukaryota; Fungi; Ascomycota; Dipodascomycetes; Dipodascales; Dipodascaceae. The record is from RefSeq and is a predicted model, not a curated record.
AUGAAAUUUAGCCUUUUCAUGCUUCCAGCUCUGGCUGGAAGUGCCUUGGGUGCUGCCAUCCAACCUGAGGCUCUCGCUCCUGAACUUGAAAAGAGAGCCGAAGAUUCAACCCUUUCCACCAUUGUCACAGCCACAGCCGCAGAUGGUUCAUGGACUUCUACAUACUGGUCUUUCUGGCUUGCUGGAUCUACAGCUACAGCUACUGGUGGUUCCGGUUCCGGUUCUGGCUCUGGUGACGGCUCUACUCUUUCUUCACUUGUCACUGCUACCGCUGCCGAUGGUUCAUGGACUUCUACUUACUGGUCUUACUGGCUUGCUGGUUCUACCGCUACUGGUGGUUCUGGUUCUGGCUCUGGUUCCGGUGAUGGCUCUACUCUUUCUUCACUUGUCACUGCUACCGCUGCCGAUGGUUCAUGGACUUCUACUUACUGGUCUUACUGGCUUGCUGGUUCUACUGCUACUGGUGGUUCUGGAUCUGGCUCUGGUUCCGGUGAUGGCUCUACUCUUUCUUCACUUAUUACUGCUACCGCUGCCGACGGUUCAUGGACUUCUACUUACUGGUCUUACUGGCUUGCUGGUUCUACCGCUACUGGUGGUUCUGGCUCUGGCUCUGGUUCCGGUGAUGGCUCUACUCUUUCUUCACUUAUUACUGCUACCGCUGCCGACGGUUCAUGGACUUCUACUUACUGGUCUUACUGGCUUGCUGGUUCUACCGCUACUGGUGGUUCCGGUUCCGGUUCCGGUUCUGGCGAUGGCUCUACUCUUUCUUCACUUAUUACUGCUACUGCUGCCGAUGGUUCAUGGACGUCUACUUACUGGUCUUACUGGCUUGCUGGUUCUACCGCUACUGGUGGUUCCGGUUCCGGUUCCGGUUCUGGCGAUGGCUCUACUCUUUCUUCACUUAUUACUGCUACUGCUGCCGAUGGUUCAUGGACGUCUACUUACUGGUCUUACUGGCUUGCUGGUUCUACAGCUACUGGUGGCUCCGGUUCCGGUUCCGGUUCUGGCUCCGGCACUGAAUCUACUCUCUCCUCACUCAUCACUGCCACUAAUGCUAACGGUGACCCCACUGCCACUUACUGGUCUUACUGGAUUGUCCCAGUUGCUACUGGCACUGGUUCAGUCACUUCUUCCAGUCUGGUGACUGCUACUGAUGCUGCUGGUAAUCCCACUGCCACUUACUGGUCUUACUGGCUUGUCCCUGUUGGUGGUUCUGGAUCUGGUGCUACUGCCACUGAAUCUACCCUCUCCUCACUCAUCACUGCCACUAAUGCUAACGGUGACCCCACUGCCACUUACUGGUCUUACUGGAUUGUCCCAGUUGCUACUGGCACUGGUUCAGUCACUUCUUCCAGUCUGGUGACUGCUACUGAUGCUGCUGGUAAUCCCACUGCCACUUACUGGUCUUACUGGCUUGUCCCUGCUGGUGGUUCUGGAUCUGGUGCUACUGCCACUGAAUCUACCAUUUCUUCUCUCGUCACCGCCACUGAUGCUGCCGGUAAUCCCACUGCCACUUACUGGUCUUAUUGGAUCGUCCCUGUUGCUACUGGCACUGGUUCAGUUACCUCUUCCAGUCUGGUGACUGCUACUGAUGCUGCUGGUAAUCCCACUGCCACUUACUGGUCUUACUGGCUUGUCCCUGCUGGUGGUUCUGGAUCUGGUGCUACUGCCACUGAAUCUACCAUUUCUUCUCUCGUCACCGCCACUGAUGCUGCCGGUAAUCCCACUGCCACUUACUGGUCUUAUUGGAUCGUCCCUGUUGCUACUGGCACUGGUUCAGUUACCUCUUCCAGUCUGGUGACUGCUACUGAUGCUGCUGGUAAUCCCACUGCCACUUACUGGUCUUACUGGCUUGUCCCUGCUGGUGGUUCUGGAUCUGGUGCUACUGCCACUGAAUCUACCAUUUCUUCUCUCGUCACCGCCACUGAUGCUGCCGGUAAUCCCACUGCCACUUACUGGUCUUAUUGGAUCGUCCCUGUUGCUACUGGCACUGAUUCAGUUACCUCUUCCAGUCUGGUGACUGCUACUGAUGCUGCUGGUAAUCCCACUGCCACUUACUGGUCUUACUGGCUUGUCCCUGCUGGUGGUUCUCCAGUUACUUCUUCCACAACUACUGCCUCUGAAAUUAUCUUGACUGACUCCAAUGGUGUCCCCACUGCUACUUCCACUUCUUACUGGCUUGUUCCUGUUGUCCCCGAAACUACUUCUUAUACCACUUCGGCCUCUGAAGUUGUUUUGACUGACUCCAAUGGUGUCCCCACUGCUACUUCCACUUCUUACUGGAUCGUCCCUGUUGUUCCCGAAACUACCUCUUUUACCACUUCGGCCUCUGAAGUUGUUUUGACUGACUCCAAUGGUGUCCCCACUGCUACUUCCACUUCUUACUGGAUUGUCCCUGUUGUCCCUGAGACAACUUCUACCACCGAGUCAUCUGUUGAGUCUGAUUCCGAAUCUACUUCUGCUGAGUCUGUUUCCGAGUCCACUUCUGCCGAGUCUGUUUCUGAAUCUUCUGCUGUUGAGGUUUCUGAGUCCACUUCUACCGAGUCUGUUUCCGAGUUUUCUACUUCUGCCGAGUCUGUUUCCGAAUCUACCUCUGCUGAGUCUGUUUCCGAAUCUACCUCUGCUGAGUCUGUUUCCGAAUCUACCUCUGUUGAGUCUGUUUCCGAGUCCACUUCUGCCGAGUCUGUUUCUGAGUCCACUUCUACCGAGUCUGUUUCCGAAUCUACUUCUGCUGAGUCUGUUUCCGAGUCUUCUACUGCUGUUGAGGCUUCUGAAUCCACUUCUGCUGAGUCUGUUUCUGAAUCUACUUCUGCCGAAUCUGUCUCUGAGUCUUCUACUGCUGUUGAGGUUUCUGAGUCUACAUCUGCCGAGUCUGUUUCCGAAUCUUCUACUGCUGUUGAGUCUGUUUCCGAGUCUACUUCUGUCGAGUCUGUUUCUGAAUCUACUUCUGUCGAGUCUGUUUCUGAAUCCACUUCUGCUGAGUCUGUUUCCGAAUCCACUUCUGCUGUUGAGACUGUUUCCGAGUCUUCUACUGCCGUUGAGACUGUUUCCGAAUCUACUUCUGCUGAGUCUGUUUCCGAAUCCACUUCUGCUGAGUCUGUUUCCGAAUCCACUUCUGCUGAGUCUGUUUCCGAGUCUUCUACUGCUGUUGAGGUUUCUGAGUCCACUUCUGCUGAGUCUGUCUCUGAGUCUUCUACCUCUGCUGAGGUUUCUGAGACCGUUGUCGUUUCCGUCUCUGAGUCUGUUGCUUCUAUCGAGUCCUCUGUUGCUCCUGUUGUUUCCUCUGAUGUUAUCUCUGAGGUCGUUUCAGUUUCCGCCUCCUCAGUUGAAGCCGUUUCUGAGACUGUCGUUCCGAUUGAGUCUUCUGAAAUCGCUUCUGAGUCCGGUAUUGUUGUCACCGUCACUUCAACUUAUACUACUACUUACGUUACAUCUGAGGCUAGUACUUCCACUACUGUUACCAAGCCAGUUACUACCACCUACACUACUACUAUCUAUACUCAGGAAACCACUAGUGCUCCUGAGGUUAUCACAACUACAAGUAGCGUUGUUAAGACUAUUACUUCAACUAUUACCAACACUUAUACCAGCACUUACACUACUCUUGUUGAUGAAGUUACUGUCACUGUCACUGAGCCUUCUGAGUCUACUUACGUCACUACUAUCACUGAGUCCGCUGUUGUCACUGUCACCACUACACGUGGCUCUGACUCUGAUUCUGGUUCUGGUUCUGGUGUUGUCACUGUCACUACUACCAAUGAAUCCGGUGAAGUUAUUACCACUACUGUUCCUGCUGGCUCUGGUUCCGGUUCCGGUUCUGGUGUCUACACCCUUUACACUACCUAUACUACUGUCAGCAAUGGUGUCACCGUCACUGUAACUGAACCUUGCUCCACCGUUACUCCUGGUUCCGGCUCUGGUGUUGUCACUGUUACUACUACCAACGGUGCUGGUGAAGUUAUUACUACCACAGUCCCUGCUGGCUCUGGUUCUGGUUCCGGCUCAGGUUCAGGUUCAGGUUCAGGUUCAGGUGUUGUCACUGUUACUACUACCAAUGAAUCCGGUGAAGUUAUUACUACUACUGUUCCUGCCGGCUCUGGAUCUGGUUCUGGCGUUGUCACCAUUACUACUACCAACGGUGCUGGUGAAGUUAUUACUACCACUGUCCCUGCCGGUUCUGGUUCUGGUUCUGGUUCAGGUUCAGGUGUUGUCACUGUUACUACUACCAACGGUGCUGGUGAAGUUAUUACUACCACAGUCCCUGCUGGCUCUGGUUCUGGUUCCGGCUCUGGUUCAGGUUCUGGUUCAGGUUCAGGUGUUGUCACUGUUACUACUACCAAUGAAUCCGGUGAAGUUAUUACUACUACUGUUCCUGCCGGCUCUGGAUCUGGUUCUGGCGUUGUCACCAUUACUACUACCAACGGUGCUGGUGAAGUUAUUACUACCACAGUCCCUGCUGGCUCUGGUUCUGGUUCCGGCUCUGGUUCAGGUUCUGGUUCAGGUUCAGGUGUUGUCACUGUUACUACUACCAAUGAAUCCGGUGAAGUUAUUACUACUACUGUUCCUGCCGGCUCUGGAUCUGGUUCUGGCGUUGUCACCAUUACUACUACCAACGGUGCUGGUGAAGUUAUUACUACCACUGUCCCUGCCGGUUCUGGUUCUGGUUCUGGUUCAGGUUCAGGUGUUGUCACUGUUACUACUACCAACGGUGCUGGUGAAGUUAUUACUACCACAGUCCCUGCCGGCUCUGGCUCUGGCUCUGGCUCUGGCUCUGGCUCUGGCUCUGGCUCUGGCUCUGGCUCUGGCUCUGGCUCUGGCUCUGGCUCUGGCUCUGGCUCUGGCUCUGGCUCUGGCUCUGGCUCCGGAUCUGGGUCUGGUUCUGGGUCUGGUUCUGGCUCCGGUAUCUACACUCUUUACACUACUUACACUGCUGUCAGCAAUGGUGUCACUGUCACUGUCACUGAACCUUGCUCCACCGUUACUCCUGAUUCCAACUCUGGUGUUGCCACUAUUACCACUACCAACGGUGCCGGUGAAGUUAUUACUACUACAAUCCCUGCCGGCUCUGGAUCUGGAUCUGGAUCUGGAUCUGGCUCUGGCUCUGGCUCUGGCUCUGGCUCUGAGGGUGCUGUUUCUACUAUCACUAUCACUUCAACUCUUGGCUCCGUCUCUAGCUCCGGCUCCGGCUCUGGAUCUGGCUCAGGUGUUGCUACUGUCACUACUACCAACGGUUCUGGUGAAGUUAUUACUACCACAGUUCCUACCGUUUCUGGCUCUGGCUCUGGCUCUGGCUCUGGCUCUGGUUCUGGAUCUGGAUCUGGAUCUGGAUCUGGAUCUGGUUCUGGCUCUGGCUCUGGCUCUGGCUCUGGCUCUGGCUCUGGCUCUGGCUCUGGCUCUGGCUCUGGUUCUGGAUCUGCCGUUUCUACCAUCUACUCCACUAUUACCACCGUUUCUGAGGGCGUUACCGUUACCGUUGUCGUUCCUUGCGAGACAGUCUACAGCACUUCUGUGUCCGCCCCAGCUGGCUCUGGUGAGACUACUGCUACUUCAGCUGCUCCCUCUGCUCCUACCGGUGCUGCUUCAUCUAGCGCUGUUCCCUCCAGUGCUGCUCCUUCCAGUGCUGCUCCUUCCAGUGCUGCUCCUUCCAGUGCUGCUCCUUCCGGUGCUGCUCCUUCCGGUGCUGCUCCUUCCAGUGCUGCUCCUUCCGGUGCUGCUCCUUCCAGUGCUGCUCCUUCCAGUGCUGCUCCUUCCGGUGCUGCUCCUUCCAGUGCUGCUCCUUCCAGUGCUGCUCCUUCCGGUGCUGCUCCUUCCAGUGCUGCUCCUUCCGGUGCUGUUCCAUCUAGCACUGUUCCAUCCGGUGCUGCUCCUUCCGCCGGCACCACCCUUUCACCUUCUGCUUCGGCUCCAUCAUACGCCGUUCCUCAGGUGUCUUCACCUUCCUCCACUUCCACCAUUGAGCAAGUCAACGGUGGUUCUGCUGUCUCGGUCAGCCUUGCUGUCCUUGUUGGCUCAUUCAUUUCCUGCAUCCUCCUUGUUUAA